Messenger RNA from Labeo rohita (rohu), 3280 nucleotides. RefSeq names its product ADAMTS-like 7 (gene adamtsl7). Gene Ontology annotation, biological process: extracellular matrix organization. The transcript is spliced from 12 exons. The record is from RefSeq and is a predicted model, not a curated record. Gene Ontology annotation, cellular component: extracellular matrix. Lineage: Eukaryota; Metazoa; Chordata; Actinopteri; Cypriniformes; Cyprinidae. Bases 152 to 2101 code for a protein of 649 amino acids. Gene Ontology annotation, molecular function: metalloendopeptidase activity.
CUUAAAUACCAAAGAGAGAAACCCCCUUUCACCAAAACAUUCUCUCACACAAACACACAUCUCCAUUCACAGACGCCACCACUGCUGUACUUCUUAUUAGGACCUGACAUACGCACACAUUUACAAACAUAUUAACUCUCUUAUUCUCCUCAUGGCUUGUGGGAUGCAAAUGUCGACCUGGAGCGGACACCACUGGAGACUCAUCCAGCAUUUCCUCCAGAUGACCCUCCUGCUCUCCCUCCUGUGCCCACCCACAGAGCCUGUUCCCUGGGACAGCGGCUCCAGCAGCAGCCCUGAAGAGGGCUGUGAAGGUUUCCAGGUGGAUGUUUGCGGUGUGUGUGCAGGGGAUGGGAGCUCAUGUGAGCUGUUCAGCGGGACACUCUUUCUUUCUGUGCUCUCUGUUGGCUACCACAAGAUCCUGGACAUCCCCUCUGGAGCUCAACGAAUCAAAAUACAGGAAACACAGAAGACCAGGAACUACUUAGCUCUCAGAACAGCGACUGGUGAGUCUGUGAUAAAUGGUGACUGGGUGAUCGACAGGCCAGGACAGUUCUACGCCGUGGGGACUGAGCUCACUUACAAACGGCCCAAUGAGAUACGCAGCAGAGCGGGAGAAUCCAUCACUGCUACUGGCCCAACCAAUCAGGAGCUGCAUCUCUUUGUGAUUUAUCAGCAACCCAAUCCAGCAGUGUAUUAUGAAUACAUUCUACCCAAAGACCCCAUCACCGACAGUGAUUUAGAUGCGUAUUCUUAUUCUAGUGUACUACCUCUAGUAGAGAGUCAUGGAAUAUUUCCUGAUCCUGACAAUAAUGACAGUGAAAACUCAUUAAGCAGCUCUAAUGCUAACCAAGUUCCAUCGGACUCAAUAACCCCUGAACCAGUUUCUCUGUACAGCUGGCUUGCCAUAACAACAACGCCCUGCAGUGCCACCUGUGGGACAGGCAGUCGUCAAGUUCUGUUCGGCUGUGUGGAAAGAGCAACUCAAACUACUGUACCAGGAGACCUCUGUAGCUACUCCAGUCAUCCUGGCCCUCAGGUAGAGGAGUGUCAAUCGCAGCCUUGCCCGGCCUUCUGGGAUGUCGGGGAGUGGUCCGAAUGCAGUAAGACCUGUGGUCCAGGGUUUCAGUAUCGUCAGGUGAUUUGUCAGCAGGCGCAAGGACAACAUGGCAAUAGCACAGUCGUCGUGGCAAACAGCCUCUGCGAUAACACAGAAAUGCCAGAGACCACCACCGUGUGCCAGCUCAAGAUCUGCAGUGAGUGGCAGAUCCGCUCAGAGUGGACAGAGUGCUCAGUGCCAUGUGGAGUAGGUCAGCGUACAAGAGAAGUUGUGUGUGUGGAUAACCUGGGUGACAUAGUUGUUGAUGAGGAAUGUAACAUGGCCCUUCGCCCACUGGACCUGCAGAACUGUGACAAAGGAGUGUGUGCCAGCAGCUGGUUCUACUCUCUCUGGAGUGAUCGGUGUUCUGCAGACUGUGCGGAAGGAAGUCGCAGCAGGACGGUGGUGUGUAUGAUGAGCCACACCAACUCACUGCCUCUGGACAACUGCGAUGAUGAGGAUAAACCUGACGACCUCAUGCCAUGUGAUCUAGGACCCUGCACACAGCGACUGGAAUGGUACGCAGGGCCAUGGGGACAGUGCUCAUCUGAAUGUGGCAAUGGUACCCAGAGUCGAGGUGUAGUCUGUGUUGUCCAAAACAGUGGCCAAUUAGAAGUCACCUUGGAUGACCGUUGCUCUCAUUUGGCCCGUCCUCCGAGUGCACAGACCUGCUUUUUGAAGAGUUGUGCAGCACAGUGGUACAUGACGGAGUGGAGCUCCUGUUCUCGUUCUUGUGACGGAGGUUUUCGAGUGAGGGAGGUACGUUGUUUGCAAGAUGAUUUGACCACCAGCAAUGACUGUGAUCCUGCUCUUGAACCUGCAAACAAGGAGGAGUGUAACACACAUACCUGCACAACACCGAUUGAUGAGUCCUGCAAGGAUAUGUACUAUAACUGUGUGGUGGUAGUCCAGGCGCGUUUAUGCGUGUACUCAUACUAUCGCAGCACAUGUUGUGCAUCAUGCUCUCGGGUCACUCAGAGAGACUCACUGCACAGAAUCAGGUGAUCUGGUUACCUUGUUCUUGGAAUGUGACACCACGACUCACCUUUCCUGAAUUAUGCUGUCCUUGUCUCAUUAUGGCAUCAUCCCCCAAAUGUUUACAGCUGGAUCUGACCCUGAGAUGACAUCACUGUUCAUCACUGUUUAAAGACUUUCAGAUGUAUGUUCGCUGCCCUUUUUUUAAAAAAACACAAAAUGAUAAUGCUCCAUGAGCAAAUGAGUAUUUAUUGCAAAUAAAAACAUUCGAGCCUUUUACUACAUGUUCAGUAAUGUCAAAAAAUGACAGAUUUAAAAUUAAUCUGGUCAUUUAAAUGUCUAAUAGUUUACAUCUAAACAUUCUAAAUGAACUCUUUACAUUCUUUACAUCUUUGGGAUUUAUCUAAAUAUUAUAUCUAAAAUUUUGCUUCACUGGUAUUGCAGAGGAGUGAUCCUAUUUUUUUUAUAUAUAUAUAUAUAUAUAUAUAUAUAUAUAUAAUUUUCGGGAAUUUCACAUGUAAUGUUAGUCAAUGCUGUCCCGAUAUGACCCCUUCAAAAGUCCAUGUGAGUAUGAAUAGAACAGAAUAGCCUGCCAUUUCACACAUGGUUCAGAAUGUUGCUCUCACACUGAUCUGAGAUUAUAAAAAUUAUACAAAACCUGAUGGUGAAGGUGAGUUCUAAAACGUGAAAAAACAUUACUUCAGUGAGACACUCUAUUUGGGGGGCGGAGGAAAUAAAAAUGCUGUAUUUUCACAGUUGUGCUUAUACUGUUGGACUGGGAAUAGAGUGAACCCAUAAUUGUUUGUUAGAUGAUAAAAUAUAUUAUUAAUGAAGUUCUUAUUGUUAAUAAUAGUAACUCAUUAAUAACAUUAUGGCAUUUAUGGGAACACAUCCCAAUAUCAGAAAAAAUAUAGAAAAACACUGUUCCAGUGAAAAUAUUGAAAAAAUAAAUAAGUAAUUUCUAUCAUAAUAAGAUAAGUGGUGUCAAAUCGAUUAAUCGUGAUUAAUCGCAUCCAAAAUUGUGUUUACAUAACAUGUUUACUUUCUAUAAAUAUACACAACACACGGACAUGUAUUAUGUAAACACAAACUUUUAUUUUUUGCGAUUAAUCGCGAUUAAUAAGUUUGACAGCACUCAUUCAUUUGUGCAAUAAAAAGACAACAUUUCAAAUUACCUUAAACCAUGCUUGUCAUAUAUCAUUUUAAAGG